Messenger RNA from Portunus trituberculatus (swimming crab), 17452 nucleotides. RefSeq lists its product as uncharacterized. Gene Ontology annotation, molecular function: protein binding. Lineage: Eukaryota; Metazoa; Arthropoda; Malacostraca; Decapoda; Portunidae. The record is from RefSeq and is a predicted model, not a curated record.
AAGAUGCAAUACCGUCUGAAAUAGAAACCCGUCCACUCAUCACACGUAAUCCUUCAAGUCUCAGAGGGAAACUAAAAACAUCGAGGUGUCAGCAUGGCGGGUAAAUAAAGGAACACUGAAGUCUCAUCUCUGUUUUCUCCCGGUUAUUAAUGAUGUAAGUGAGCGAACCGAGGCGAGGCGAGGUGAAGCGAGGUGAGGUGAGGUGUGUGUCGCUAGCGGUGAUCAAACAAAGCCUUCAGUCCUCUGCCGGCAAAAGAAAUCCCGAAAAGUCUGUUGUUAGUCUUUGCGGUCUAAUCAAACUUAUCUAAUUAAUCUCUGCGAAAAUUUAACGAGCAAAGAAAGAGAGAAAGAAGGAAGAAUCACAACCCAGCGUCGGUAGGAUGAGAGUGAGCGAAAAGGUGUGGAAAGAAUCGCAUCUGAGCGUUCGAUGAUGAGAGAAAAAGGCGAGUGAAAGUUUUCGUAAUAAGCUUGAGAAAAAUAAGUGCUAGGGACGAAUGAAUUAAGGAAAUUUAUGGGUGUGGGGGCGGAGUAGUUGCUUUGUGUUGGUGAUGGAGGCACUGUGCUUCCCUGUGGCCGCUUGUGUCACCAUGGACUGAAGGACUGAAGGGCUAACUGUGGCGGGCUAAUUGGUGAGGACUGGUGAGGAGAAACUUGAGCAGGUGAUUGAGUGUGAAGCCAGGUAGCAGGCUGGGAUCAAUUACCUGCUGACCGGCCACACCCCGCGCUGCUCCCGGGAAACUCACAGAAUCACGUCCGUCUCACUCUGCCGGAUCAAACUUUUCUUCUUUAUUUUUUUCAUCUCUCCUCGUCAUUAAAGUUAUUCAUGCUUCGUUAUUAAGUACGUGGUCACUGUCGCUGUUUGUUAUUUUGUAUCUUAUUGUAGCUUUAUCUAAUCUGACCUGACCUUUACCAACCUUAUAUAAUCUGAGCUAAUCUAAAUGUGUCUUACUUUAAGCUAACCUGACUUAACCUCAUCUGAGAUAUUGUAAGCUAGUUAAUGCUUACCUGAGUGUCACGUAUCAAUUCCCUUAACAACUGACCUAACGUAAUCUAACAAAUCCUUACCUGAGUGUCACGUAUCAAUUCUCCCAACAACUGACCUAACAUAUCCAUACUAAUUCUUACCCAAAAGUCACGUAUUAAACUCCCAACAACUGACUUAACGUAUCAUACUAAUCCUUACCAAAGUAUCACGUAUCAAACCACCAACAACUGACCUAACGUAACCUAACUAAUUCUUACCCAAGUGUCGCGUAUCAAUUUCCAACAACUGACCUAACGUAUCAUACUAAUCCUUACACAAGUAUCACGUAUCAAUUCCCAACAACUGACCUAACAUAACCAUAUUAAUCCUUACCCAAGCGUCACGUGUCAAACCCUCAACUCAUUCGUUAUAAAAAAGAGCCAAUAAUAUUCAGCGGCAAUGACACGCGUAUGUAUCAAUGAAGCUAUAAGAGUCACUGUUCCUUACCACGUGACACGAUACAGUUUGGUUAGUCAGAGUGAGACUGAUGUACCUGUAUCUGCAAUAACACCGUGACACCUAUCCCAGGCAUCCCUCACCUACUCACACCUGCCCACCUGUCACUACCACCUUCUGGAGACUUCCCACCACCACCACCACCACCACCACAUCUACCGACGGCGAGGGAACCACCAACUGCCAUCUUAACUCAGGGACCCCGAGGCCGCCACUAUGGAUCCCCUCGCCCGCCGUCAGCUGAGUUACGACCACCUCAACACCACAGACUCGUUCCACUACUCCCGCUUCUCGCUUGGCUCCCGGGAACGUGUUGCUGAUUGCGUUGCUGACACCUUGGAUGCUUCUAUACAGGUCGACCUGGCCGCUGACGUGAUCACGUAUGACUCCGACGACGAGGGCGACACUCCCAGCAGGAUGUCCGGGCGGCGGCGGGGUGCGGGUGGAGGCGAAGGCGGCGGGGCGGGCGGCGUGGCUCGGAACAAGCGGGGGACACCCAUGUACUCCCGCGAGGACAUCAGAGAACAGUACUGCAUCAAUGACAAGGAACUGCACGCACUCGAGGCCUCCCGGAGGAAACCCAUCUUCGGCUGUUUGACCUCGGGGAACACUCAGGCGUCCCCUUGCAAGAAGAAAAGCCUGCUUCCUGCCUGUCUCCGUGGGCGUGUUCCUUCCGACGAGAACGUGUACAGUAAGAGCCAGUCCGCCCACACCUCGCCCGCCCACCGCUCAGCCUCCCGAGGACAGCACCAGCAGCAGGAUGGAAUAGAUUAUGAGGAUGAGAGUUACUUCAAGCGACGACCCAAGACAAUCUGCUACACCGACCCGCGACGACUUUCCACCCUCGACGACACGCUAGCCAAGAGUGGCCGCGUCUCCCGCCCCCGAUCGGAGGUGUCGUCAGAGGGCCACGACUCCCGCCAGACUGACGAUGGAGCCACCGACCCUUCCCGACGACCCACGCAGCUUCCACUCUCUCCGGCGAUGUACCUGGUCAGUAAGCCUUUCCCUCUCUCCUCAGGCUACACCCAGCAGCGGUCCGCCUUCACGCAGCCCAACACCCCCGACCUAGGCCAUUCUUCGCGCUUCAGGCCUCCCGCGGGGCACGAAGGAUUCCCCGACGACCGACCACAGGGACAGAAACACGUUAGCUUCCAGAAGUUCAUGAGCCGAUCCUUGACGGAGGGGCGCCUGGAGGAGAAAGGGCUGGACGAGGGCGAGGGCCGGGCAGGAUGCAGAGGAACAGGGGAGUCAAGGAGCCACGAGAGACUGCUAGACGCCCGACGCUCGCCAGACUAUCUAGAACAACGUGCCCUCGAUCAACUCCUGGCGCCUGUGCUCACCAAGGCUCUCCUGCAAGACCCAGGACACAAGAAACACAGAAAACAGUCUCAGGAGGUCUCCAAGAGGUCAGGGGGUCAAGAGGGCAACUCAGAGGCAGGGCGAAGGUCGCACUCCACCACGCCGUCCAUGAAGAGGAAGGGAAAGGAAAAGAAAACAAUCGCAAUUCAAACGGAGGCGCAGGAAGAGGUGGAGAAUCCGCAAGGGGAGAGAGGGCGGGAGGAGGGAGGGGGGCAGGUCCCACCGAGUGAAAAGGCAACAAAGCGCCAAAAGAAGAAGAAAAAAGCUGCUUCACCCACUGAAGAACCUAAAAAAACACACAAGGAAACCGUCCACUUUAGCGACCAACAGGAACCGCCACCGAAGCCUCCACUCACCAACCCUGAUGGGCCUACGAAACCCAGGAGUCCUAGGGACACUGCCAAGAAGCAAGGCCAAAAGAGUGGAGAUGGACAAACUCGUCCAGCCACAAAAGGUGUUUUGAAAUCUCCAUCCUCUACCAGUAAGGUUUCCAUGGCAAUACAGACAGACGUGGAGACACCCCUUGUGUUAUUUGAUGACCCUUGCUUCCCGCCAGAAGAGCUGGACACGAGCACUGACUGGCAGGGGGAAGAGAGCUCCGUAGAGUGGCACACAAGCGCCAGCUCUCUUGCUUGGCACACUGACGGAAGCUCCUUCGCCUGGCAGCCUAACGUGAGCUCCUCCAGCAGACUGGCAGAUGUCACUUAUCCUGGCUUCAGGACGGACUUCAGUCCUUUCCCUACGGACUCUCGUGAAGGAAGUGAUGACGAGGAAUGUUCGCACUUCGAUUUUUUCAAGUGGAAAUCCACUGGAGAUCGUGAUGCAACGGCGUCAGCUGCUUCAGGAGACGCAAGUCGAGGAGGCAGGAGUCACUCAUCACACAAGACUUCAGAAGCCUCUGAUAACCGCAAGUCUGCAAGUAAAAAGAAAGAAUCAGAUAGCACCAAGAAAGAAACUAUGCAGGGAAACCUGAAGAAGAGCAAUCCCAAAUUAAAGGAUCAAGGCAGUGACGGACUUCGGGAAGCGAAGGAAGACAAUUACGAUCCAGAAGUGCUUGCUCGUCGACUUCGAUUCCGUCGACAGAUGGCGGAGGAAUUCCUGCAGACAGGUGCCACGGGCGAGGCCAGCACUCUGCCAAUCGGAGAGAGAAGUGGCCAGUCUGGCACAACUCUUAGCUCCACCAACACUGCCUCCACUUUUCCCAGGAAUCAUGAAAAAACAGCUAAAUCUUCCAAGACUCCUGGUUUAUCUCCCGAGUCUCAAAGUAAAAAGGAAAGCAAACUUCAGGUAGAGAGUAAUCGGACGUGGCCAAAGCGAUCGGUUGAUUCAGAGAGGUCUGAUGACAUAGACCUGAGAGCGCUGGACGCCAUUCGUGAUACUAAGUUAUACGACCGUUCCAGAGCAACUGAACGGAAUCCUGUGCAUAAAACGAGUCACCUUCAAAUUAACCUCGUGUAUCCAAGUAGUCAGGCCAAGGGACACGCUGGUGAAGUCGAGGGGAGUGAGAGCAGGAAUCGUGUCCAGUUCUUCAGCACCAAGCAGCCAGAAGUGGUGCAAGACCAGCAAGUACGGGAUGUUGCUGCUCGGCGAGUUAACAUCACUGUCACUCCGCCGUCACAGGAGAGGAAAAAGCCACCACAAACCGAAAUUUCUGACGAGUAUCCAAGAAGUGACACAGACAUAAAGCCCUCGCCACCUGGCAAGAAAGGCUCCUCCAGGGGAGAAGGCAGCAAGAGCGUCCAGAGGAAGAAAAAGAGUACAAAGGACCUGACUGAGGUGACCUCUGCCGCGAAGUUAGUGAAGCCUCAAGAAGUGAAGGAGGUCGAGGUCGAGCAGCCAAAAGUGAGACCGGGGAUUCUCAGAAAGCACAACUUGAACCCUACCCCUUGCUACACCACCGACACCAGCUCCACCGUGACCAACACUGACUCUGUUGGGCGGCGGGUGCGGCGGGUCAAGAAAAAGACUAUGGCCAUACAGACCGAGCAGUGCGACAGCGUCAUUCCAGAACAAAGGGAAGAAACACAUGACAUACCAAGAAACGCAAGAGAUGAAGUUACAGAUGACACAAGACAACGAAGGGAGUUGCCUGCAUCUGCGUCCCCUGUAGCGAAAGGAAACGACGCGUCAAGAGAAACAAGUCCCGCGGCCACACCAACUACGUCACUGCGCCGCAAGAAAAACGUGCCACAAAAGUCUAUGUGUAUUCAGGCAGAUUAUUCGCUCGAUAAUCCUGAUGGUGAACCUGCGGCUUCCGUGCAACACUCUCGAGAGGGCCACAAGUUAACAUGGAGUAAAGGCGUAGCUUCUGACCCGUCAACACUCCCUCAGAAUGACUUGAAUCCCAAGAUGGCGUCUUUAGAGAAACGUCGGGCAAGGGAAAAAAAGACUGAAGAGGACGGGAGCAACAAGCACGAUGUUGGCGCCGCCAGCACACACAGUAACACCAGUUCACUCCGCCGUGUGAGGAAGGUGAGGAAGGCCACAGCCACCACGCAGACCGAUGAUUCUCCUUUGGACAAGCCGGAUUCUCCACGACCUUCUGACGCGAUGGACACGGUGUCAGUCUGCACAGUCCUAAGGCGCAUCAGAAAAGUUGAGAAACGAACAGUGUCGCAGCAGACGGAUGAAGUGAUUCCAGUGAAUUAUCAGAUAUUCAGUCCUUCCGUCCCUCGAAUACAUGUCCCUGAAGCCGAGGGACUGCGGCCUCCUGCCAGUUUAAGCGCGUCCCGUCCGUCAGGAUCUCUCAUCUACGUGAACAUUCCUGGGGCGCUGCUUGAGAUGGAGUCUGGGAAUGACGCGGACGUGAGCGACGCGGAGAGCGAGACAAAGAACAAGAGUGUGUGUCCGAUGGUUGCUUACGGAAAGGGUUUUGCGAGGAGAACCGGUGACGAGGACGAGUACGAAUCUUAUCCGGAAGUUCAGGUGGAUGCAUGGGCGGCUGCUGCUGCUUACAUGCCCUCUGAGCCCCCGGUUGUAGAGAGUCGGUGUGUGCUGAACAUCUCCCGCUUGAACAUUAGCUACGGUAUAGAGCGAGAGAUACAGAUCCAGGAGCCUGAUGGGGAGAGUGACCGUGAGGGGGAGAGCGGCGCCCCUGAUGGUGAAAGUGACGGUGAUCUGAUUGGUGCUCCUGACGGUGAAAGUGAUGGCGAGGGAGACCAUGUUUUAGCCCAAGCCGGUGAAAGUGAUGAUGGUGACGCGCUUGUACCGCGCGAUGAUGACAACAGUGGUGCUCCGGAUGGUGAAAGUGACCAUGAGGGUGACUUAAGUACCCACGUAGGUGAAGACGAGGACGCUGCCUCGAAUCGUGUUGAAGGGAACGAAAAUGAAGAUUACAUUGGUGCUCCUGACGGGGAAAGUGAUCACGAGUCGGGUCAGACAGGGGUCACCGGCAGUGGAAGUGACAUUAUAGUGCUGGUGAAUCCUUAUGACCAAUACUCGGCGAACGAAAGUGACGAUCAGGAUUCUGGUAGCGGGAUAAGGGUGAGGGAUGUGAGCUGCAUGACAAGCAACCCGCCAACCUCAUGUUCGGAAGGUGAAGUGGACCCUGACGAAGAGACGGAGGAAAGUGACGCUGUUUUUGACCUUUACCAAGUUCACUGUCGCUUGAAGGAAGAUGACAGUGAAAGCGACGACUUUGUGUACGACCCUGUGUUCUAUUUUUGUGGAGUUGGUCACGAAAAGAGGGAUGAACAACACGGACGGGAAGACAAUGUGGGGAAAAGUGCUGAAGUGAGCAGUGAUGACACGAGAAAGAAAGAAAACAUGGGAAGAAAAAGUGAUGUUGAAAAAAACGCCAUGCGAGUCCCAAACGUUGAUGCGAAACUAAAGAGCAGUGACAACGAAAGUGACACAAAAAUCAGGGAAAAUAAGACAGUGAAAGGUGACGAGAUUAGUGAAAGUGAUGAGGAUGUGAUAAUGAGAGGAAUUGGUGCGUUUUAUGUGACUCACCAUCAGAGCUCCUCCGAUGGCCCAGAAAACAUUAGAGCGGUGGAGGAAGCGAGGAGUCAGAGAAAAGAGCAGCAGGGUGAGAAAGAUGUGAAAGAGAAGGACAAAUCUGUAGAAAAAACAGAAGAGGAGGAAGACGACCCAGCAGUUAACGUAAUGAAAAAUGAAGCUGGGAGAACCUUUAGGGAAAACAGAAGUGAGAGAAGUGUGGACACUGCAAAUAUUAAAGUAGAGGCAUCAGGAAAAAAUAAAGGGAAGGAACCUGCAGACGUUGAGGAAGAGGUAGACACUUGGGUCACUGGGGAAGAUAAGGAUAAGAGGAAGAGAAUCAGUAGAAUUGUCAAAGGGAAGAGACACAAUAGAGGAGAGGAAAGUGAAACCAGCGAUGGAGGGAGAGGCGAGGAAAGCUCAGACAGUAAAGAAUAUCCCUGUAGAUGUCAAAAAACUAAAAUCAACAACCCAGCGAACGUUAGUGAGCAGGCGACGUUAGCUGGUGAUCGCGUGAAAGUAGAAUUUAAACAUUCCACCAAUGUUUCAAAUAAUACAUUGCUGCCUCUCGUCCUUACUAGCUCAGAGGACAUUACUUCUCAUACCUCCUCUUCUCCCUCCAUCCCUUCACCAUCCCCUCCUCCGCCCGUGCCUUCCAAUCCAUCACACGGUAACCAAAGACGGAGAGAGGAUCAGGACAGAAUCACCGCGGCACUUGGGAGAAAACACAGUGCUAGGAGGAAGGGAAGGGAGAACCAGACCAAAAGAGAGGUUUCGCAGGUGUUGGACGAUUCCCAGGGGCGUUCCGUAGUUGGGGAAGUGAGCGGGAGGGAGGACGAGCAGGAACCUUCAAUUCUAGACGACCAGAGGGACAUGAGGGAACACCAAGCAGGGGAGAGAGAUCCGAGUGAGGUCAGAGGGGAAUCAACAGGAGUGAGUGAGGAAUGUACUGUGUUGGUGAAGGUUGAUAGUUCAGAGCAGGAGCAGGCGGGUACAGAGCAAGGUGAACUAGGUGAGCAGGACGCAACACCUGUGGAAACUGAUGUGACAGGUGUGGCAGGAAGAGCUCAGGAAAAAAAAGAUGAGGAAACGAGUGGAAAGAGAAAUGAGCAUGCAAUGGAAGAGGGAAAAGGAGAAAAAGAGGAAUAUGAAGUUCCAAAGGAUGAUGGAAUGAGUAGUACAAAAGAUAUUGAUAAAAGGGAGGAAGAGAAGAGGAGAACAAUGGAAGAAGAGGAAAGUAAUGUAACUGAUAAUAAAAAAGUGGAAAAGGAAGUGAUGGAUGAUGAUGAGAGUCUGGAGCGUCGCAGCAGUGUUUUAAAAGAUGAAAUGACGAUGGAAAGGAAACAAAAAGAGGAAACACCAGAAGAAGAAGGUGUGGCGGAGGAAAAGGUGGCGGAAGAAGAAAUGGACAAGAAAAGGGAACAGAGUAAUAAAGGAGAAAACGAAAAGGUAGUUGAAAAAGAGGAAAAAGUUGUAUUAGACGGAAAGUAUGGUGGUAUGGAGGAGAAGGAUAUAGAGAACAAAUACACCACUGGAAAUAGUAACGAAGAAAAGGAAGAGGGGAAGAGAGAGAGAGAUGAUACAAAAGAGGAUGAUAUCGAGGAAGAUGAUGGAGACUUGGCUGAAGAUGAAAUGAAAGUUAUAGCGGAUGAUUUUGAAGAAGAUUACUGGGACUUUAUGGAGAAGAAAGCGACCUUGGCAUCCUUCGAUCUGGGUCCCACGUUCAGUGAAGACGACGACGUGGUGGUCAUUACGUACAGAAAACCAGGUGAGGGGAAGGACAAGAAAGCCACAGACGAGAGCACAAAGCACAUUAAAGCAGAGAGGGCCGAGGACGAAGUAACACAAGAGGGGACAGAAGCAUUUAAACAUGGUGAGACUCCCAGCAGUCUAGACACAGUUGAUUCCAAAUUGACAGACUGUGGACAGAAUUCUAAGAGAAAUGUUGAGAGAGACGCCCCGAAGACGAUAGAAGGGAGACAGGAAGAGAAGGAGAGGUGGAAACGGCCACGAAAGCCCCGAAGUAGAAAACCUCAGGAAGGGAAACCAGUAGAGAGGGUGGCGAGUGUUGAGAGAAGACAAGGCAAAGAAGAGAGACGUCCAGAUCUUGAUGAUGAGAGAGGUGCUGUUCCCAGAGAAGCAAGGAGAAGAAGAAGACGACCAAGAGCGAGGAAGCACUCAAAAAAGAGAGAAGGCAAACAAACUCUCAAAGAGGCGGAGGAAUCCCAGAUUGAAAUUAGAAAUGUUGGAGAGAUCCAGAACCAAAAUGCUGCAAAUCAGAUGCAAAAAGCAAUUCCAGGAAAGGGAAAAAUUGACAAAAAGCAAACAAAUGUUACAGAGAAUACUCAAGAUGAAGGACGCUUACAGAGCCAAGGUGUGGCGGCAGAAAGGCACACUAAGACCCAGGAGAAGACGCCUCGCAUACCAAAAACCGAAAAACAGUUGAGAACCCGACUGUGGGUGGACGAAGUGGACGAGGACGGGGAGUGGGGAGCUAAGCAGGGGGCUGUUGGGGGAGGGGAGAGCGUGACCGAGACCUCCGUGUCAGGGACGGCGACAGAGGACGAUGCUUCCUAUUAUGAGGAGGACGAGAGCGAAGAGGUGGGAGAGGGAGGGGGGGAGCAGGACGCCUUGGAGGAGUACAUAAUGCUGCGUGAGGGCGACUGUUUGGAGGAGAUGCUUGCCACGGACCUCAUCUUCAGUGACGUGUUCCAAGGCUAUGCAGACGCUGAUGUGAUGACAGACGGGUCGCUUGGAGCCGACGAGGAAUGUGAGGCUCGCCUGGGGCGUGACAAUCUGCUCCUCGACGUGACCCCAUCAGCCGGCACUGACACCUCGGUAGAGCGCCCUGACGCAGCCUCUCGUGGAGUGGGUCAUGACCUCCUCAGUGUCGGAAGUGACCAUGUAGCUGACCGGGUCGCCCAAGCCUCAGAGAGGGAGGGAGGCGAGGAAGCCUCGCAGGAUGACAGCUCUCAGGCAGGGGAGGCGGGAGGCCAUUUAAAAGAGAGUGCAACCUCCCUUUACCCUCCCGACACAGAAAAGCUGAAGCGGUCUUGCAUGAGGACCCAAGCCACGCAGACCGACGUCGGGGUGGUGAGGAAGUCCCUGCCUCAUCUGCCGCUCAGUCCUGCCGAGGAGAAGGCUGAGAUGAUCUCCCAGGGAGCUCAGACCAACGGCGACGGCGGGCGACGGAAGCUGGUGAAGAGCCUGUCGGAAGUGGCGCGGUACGAGGGUCUCCAAUACGAGAUCUACGACCUAGACGACCUUUACUAUCCACAGGAGCAGCCAUCGCUUGCCCGAACCUUGUCUGAUGGUCCCCCGCCCUGUCCCCCAAGGUUUUCUACCUAUGACAUCCCCCUAGAUGAAGGACCCCCGCCCCCUCCCCCUCUAAAGUUUCGGCAGAAUUACGACGAGAUAUUUGAUGUCUCGCCGCGCAAGCCUCGUCGGGGCCUUCUACAGAAGACGCUGUCAGAGGGCGAGAUAUUGUCUGAACGGCGGAAAGCUUUAAGCAUGGCCUCAGGCUAUCUUGAAGUGGACAUAAACGGUUAUAGUGACAACGAGGAAGAAGUAAUUGAGCCGCAGUGUGUGGACGAAGUGGCACGUGACCUCUCCCGCAGCAGGAUAUUCACGCCAGAGUCCUUCAUAGAGGAAGAAGAAGAAUUCCAUGAAAAUAUGUUGCACAAAGAAAUUCUACCAAGUCUUUCGUCCUACGAGAGAAAGCUGUCACAAAUAUCUACCGACUCAGAGUUGAAAACAUUUGAUCCAAAUGAAUUUCGUACUGAAGAGCACCUGAGGGGCCAGCUUGUAGCCCUCUCACUGGACUCUCUAGUGGAGGCAGGGCCCUGCCUCACAGACAACAGCAGCCAGAUACUCGAAGGAAGCAUUCCCCGUGAAAACUCACCCAUUCUGUGUGCAGGUACACCAAGCGAAAGUACGGGCGGUGCAGAGUUUGGAGACCACUUCGAGGAGUCCAUGAGUGAGAGUCAGGUGACAGUGCUGCAGAGGACAGUGGUGCCGUCCUCACAGAUCAUCACAUCAGACUCUGAGAAUGGCAGCUUCCAUCUUACUGAUCACUCCUCAGCUGCCACUACGCCCUCUACCAGACACAAGAACAUUCACGCUACUGGCAGCUUUGAGGAAGAUCUCGAGGAUGACUUGCUUCCUCGUCUACGGGUAACGAAUCUCGUCCACAGCACUACAACUCUUUCCUCGAUUGAAGAUGAACCGACGAGUAUCAGCGAGAACGUGGUGUCGGACAGCUCUCAGGGGGCCGUUACCAACAGCACCACCUCCAGCGAAGUUGACAAAGCCGUGUGUGGCUCGACAGACAAUGAUUAUAGCUCAAUACGCAGUGGAGAAUCCUUAACAAUAAAGUCUGAGACAGUAGAGGAAGAAGAAUUUGAAGGUGAAAUUGUGAUUGAGGAAAACAUGUUGGCACGUUUAGUUCAAGAGCUGAAGGGUGGAGAAAUGGCCUACCACAUGCCAAUCAAAACAGACUUUCGGGACGAUGCACGUCGUCUCGCAUCCCCGGAGUCCGACUCGUCCAGCAGUCUCUUCACGGAGCAGGAAACGUCCAGGAGUCCAGUGUCUGGCACUACAAACACCAUCACAUCCAAGUCCGACCUCUCCCGUACCGACUCUCAUCCAACCGACCAGUCAGAGACCUCGGAAGACUACGUGACUGCCACCGAGAACAGCAUGCAUGAUCACGAUGUGCGGCGCAGCUACUUCAUGGAGGAGCGACACGUGUCCUCACCUCCCAGAAUGGACGACAUCUAUGAGGACGAGGCACUAACACCAAAGAUCCUCAGCCCAGAAAUGAGUGAUGUACUGGCUGGCUUCCAUGACCAUCACGAACUCAGUGACAUCGCCGAAGCUGUCAGCAGUGUGGCGAGCGACUUUGAAACAGCACAAGAUCUUACUUCUCCAGAUGGUGACACCACCACCUCUGCUAGUUAUUAUAUCGACCACUCACUUGACUCAGAUCCUGGAACUGAGACCAAGACAAAACCUGAAUUACCCCCAAAACCAGCACUCUUCCCAAAACCCGACAAAUCAGACAAAAUCUCACCAUCAAGCGAAAGUCUUUUUGAGGCUGAUGAAAUUCCAGGGCAGGAUGACGUGGAAGUGGUGGUGAGGCGGCGGGAGAAGAACGCCGAGGAAAGCAGAACAGGAGCCAUCAAGAAACGAUAUUCUGCAGGUAGUAAAGUCGCCAAGGACGACAACAGGAGGUACUCAAGGUAUUUUGAAGAUAAUGACAAGGGUGAACUGUCCGAGGUGCGUGGACAGAGUUAUCCAGCUUCCUGGUCCGAAGAAGACAGAGAAAAAGCAAAACAAACCAUGAAGCUCGAUUUUCCUCCAGGAGUAACCAUGUUUGGCGAGGCCCCAGCUUGGACUGACGCAGAUAGUCUCAAAUUAGAUGCAGAGAAGAAACUAAGAGUCUUUGAGAAGCCAAAAAAAUCCGUUAAAAUCGACUUGGCAAGUGUGGAGGACCUUCAAGCUAUGAGAUCCGCGAAUGAAACCAUGGUAGAGAAGGACAGCGAAGCCCCAGCAGUCGAGAUGAGGCAGACAAAAGUCAAACACGACAAGGUGAAACGGAAGUCUGAGGAGGUGACCACGCCUGGUAUGGUGCGCAGCCCAGCCAUGCACGAGGGCUUCAGAUUAGAGGAUUGGACUCCAGUACGUACCCCAGUCACUCCUGAUAGAUCUCUGGAUGUGGAUUCUUCUGAUGAUUCAUAUUCUGAGGCACCCAGACAUCCUCCCAAAGGACGAAGUCCGAGGAGGAGGUCGAAGGACAGUCCUGGAAAAAAAGGUGAAAGUCUGAGUCGCCCUGCAGAAAGUCCUUUAAAGCAAGGGAGUGAGAGGCCAGGCACAGGAAAAACAACUGGAAAAACUAGGGAGAGUUCUAGAUUUGUUGUGAGGGAGAGUCCAGAAAGAAUAAUAAAGCAAAGCCCAAAACGGCCAGUCCCCCAACAGCCAAGCCCUGUGAGAGAGAGCCCGGUUAUUAGGACCGAAAAGUCCACCGCACGUCCUCUGGAAAUGCAACAGCGACAAAGCCCCACCAGAGUCUUAAAGACUUCAGUCGUGGAGUCUGGAAGGAAGUCUGCCGAGAUCAACGAGCCUGCUAAACCUCUCACAGAAACGUCCACGGCGGGAAGGGAGACCCAAGAUCGACUGAAGCCAGCAGGGCCUGUCACAGGCUACCUGAGGGCUGGAAGCUUGAGCCCUACCUCACGGGAGCGACCGUUGCAACUGCCAGAAAGCAAAUUACUCACCAUUACACCUUUGAGGGAUUCACAGAGGAGUGUAGAGUCAUUGAGGUCGAUGAGCCCAGGAUCUGAUAAUGUAUUUUUGAGCGGAAGCCGAGAACAGCUGGACGAGGAGCCACGGGCAGGACUUUGUGCACAGUGUGGGGAGAGGCCUGCUUCGCGAGAAGGGCUUCUGCGGCCCAACACCACAGCUGAUGUCGCUGAGGAAAGACGAUUAUCCGAGAGAGAAAGAGAUACCUCUCGUCAGCGACCAACGGCCACCCAUCGCGCGAAAUCUGAAGAAAGAGGUUCUUUUUCCAGGGAGUGGGGCACGACCCCCAUCAGUCUGGAGCAAGGAGAUGCACCACGCCAUGACAGCGAUGACGACGAGAAGGGUGUGUACCUGGACCCCUACCGCUCCUGCCCGUGGGUGUACGUGUCACCCGGAGACGAGGCCAAGGUGUGGCGACGAGAUGAGGGAUCACCCAUCCCUGUCCCUGUCAAUCUGAGAGUAUCAGGCUUCGAGGAUGACAUCGUCACCAGAGCCGAUCAAGCCCGAGAGGAACAAACAGCCCCAGGGGAGCCAGCGGCACCAGAUACAGCGCACCCGAAAGAGGAUGGAGAGACGGAGUCCACUCAGGAAGACACCAACCGCCGUGGGUCGGUGGAAUCAACUUGUAGCGAGAAGGACUUCCGGCGUCGCUAUCAGGCCAUCACCCACCGCAUGGUGCACCGCAAGGCCUCCGUUGAAAUGUACCGCAGACUGGUGCACGCUGCCUUCCAAUCCGACAAGACGGUGACAGUUAGCCGGGAGUCAGGCGAGUUUGGGUUCCGCAUCCACGGGUCCCGGCCUGUGGUGGUGUCUGCCAUCGAGCCCGACACCCCCGCAGAGACGUCAGGCCUCGAGGUGGGCGACAUCAUCCUCAGCAUCAAUGGCAGCAACGUCCUCGACUCUUCCCACUCUGAGGUGGUGAGGCUGGCCCACGCCGGUUGUGACACCUUGCGGUUGGAAGUAGCGCGUACCUGUGAUGUAUUGACGCCGCUGGUGACACAAGACCCCACGCCCUUCUGUGCCGGCUACCUGUAUAAGUUGGGGAGCGCUCAACACGCAGCUGGUGCUCCUGCGAUUGUCAGAAAGUGGCACAGAAGGUGGUUUGUCUUAAAGAAGGACCACUGUCUCUACUACUAUAAGUCAGAAAUGGAACAACAUCCUCUCGGGGCAGUACACUUGUUGAACUACAGUGUCCACUCUCUUGCUGAGAUGGGGAAGCCAUUCUCCUUCACUGUUGCCAAGUUUGGGGGCAUGACUCUCCAUCUUGCUGCCCACUCAGAGAACGCGCGCAACAGAUGGGGGCAGGUCAUCACACAAGCGGCGGUGGAGGCAGCACAGAAAGAUGAACUCUUAGAAAUUUCUUCGCGACGUGUUCAGCAACCUCCAGCUUCCAUCACCUUGCCUGACUGCUUUGGCUUCCUCUUCAAGCUUGGGGCACGAUGGCACCAGUGGAAGAGACGAUACUGUGUGCUGAAGGACGCCUCCCUUUUCCUCUACCAUGAAGCUGAAGCCCAACAAGCAAUUGGAGUGGUGCACCUCCACGGCUAUCGAGUCCAGAGUACCAGCAUAGGCGGCAAGAAACAUGCUUUUGAACUUUUACCUCCAGAACCAAAAUUUAGGCACUUCUAUUUCUACACCGAGUCAGACAGUGACAAGAAGAGGUGGUUGGCAGCCCUGGAAUACUCAAUAGACAGAUGGAUCAAAGUUGGCUGAUCCAAGAUUGAAAGGAUCUGUGUUUUGUCAGACUUGUGCCAGUGGCAUGUGAUGAAGGCACUGCAAUUACUAAGUGCAAAGGUUUCUCACAGAUGGUGUGCAUUAAUUAAGAAGUUGCUUGGAAUUCAGGUAUUUUUGUAUUUUUAAAAUGUGGUCAGAUAUCUGUAGGAUAGACCAAUCAAAGAUCUAUUUCAGAAUAUUGCUUGUCCCAAAUGCCAGGAAAGGGAUUUUCUGCAACAAUCAAAUAUCUAAUAAAAGAUAAAAGUUUAUAUAAAUAUAUUUUAGACAAGUUUCCAGUCCUGUCAUAUUCAUCAAUCAGCAAUACAGAAUUUAGUCAUUAUAUACAGUUACAUAUAUAGAUAUUACAUUCAAAUAUGUAAAUAUUUAUGUAUAUUAUUACAAAUAAUAAAGCUUGGUACAUUUUUCUUAACAGAGCUGUAUGUACUGACAGUUUAUAUCAGGUUAGUAGUGCAUACAUAGCCAAGUAUAGAAUACUGCCAUAGGUUUAAUGCUAGAAUUCCUUAUUACAAUUUUUUUAAAGUUGGUUUCAUUUGAUAAAAUUACUAAAUGUGGAACAUAAAGGGAAGACUUAGCUUUGUACUAGAGAGCCGUCACACGCUGGGGAAACUGACAGACAUGUGUCACGAGUCAGGCAGAGGGAAGAAUAAUAGCUGUACUGGUGAUGGUUUUCAUUAUAUACUUUGUAUAAAUUUUGUAAAGAACGCCACACAAAGAAUUAUUUUAUAUCGCUGCCUUAGACAACAAGACUAGCUCCAGAAUUCCACCACUAAUACUUAUGGCUGAUUAUUUAUUUAUUUAUUUAUUCAUUCAUUUGUUUUAUAUUUUUGUUUUGUUUUAUGAUGCAGCCUAGAGGUUGGAGUGGUGUCACUAGAUGAACUCAAAGGACAGUCAAUAAUCUUAUGGUGAUCCUUAUGUCAUAACUGUCACUGCCUUCACUCUUACCAGUGAGGUCAUAUCAUUCAUGUUGUGUAGCUACAUGAACUAUGAACUAAUGUUCAUAAACACUGCAAUUUUCAACCAGCACCAUAACCAUGGUGCCCAUGGUAAGCUAUUCACUGUAUUGAAUCUUCCCAACCCUUAACACUGUAACUGAGUGCUGAGUCACUGUGCAUGAUUCUGCUGUAUCAGUAAAGGAAGGUGGAUGCAGUGACAUUCAUGCUGACUAAGAAAAAAAAUUACCAUAAGGAACAUUGUUGUGUUUGUUUGUAUUUGUUGACACUACUGUACACCCAAAGUCUAGGUCAAACCAACAUGUUUAGUAACAUGUCUGAUUAUGCCAUUGUUGCAGAAGUAUGCUUUCCUUUUUAAAUGCAAUGAAUAAUAUUUCUUACUUAUUUCAUGAAGAUACAGUUCUCCCAGUUUCAACAUUUCUGGGCUCCAAAUACUCUUGGUGCUGUAAUUCUUUUUGUAUGGAAGAAUUUUAAUUUUCUUUGAGUCUUCACAUGAUUGUGACCUGGAGUCAGGUAUAUACAUUGUUUGAAUGUGCUCAAAUGGCAUAUUAUCCACAUUCAGCAUGAAUGAUAGUAGCAACAACAUUGGUGAAGCAGCACUUUUUUUGCCUGCUAACCAAAUUAUUGUUGAUCUUUGUUUCUUGCUGAAGAAUUUUGUUAACCUGGAGCCAUACACUGUGUGUGACAAUCUAGUACCUAAUCUUCAGGAUUAGGAAUCAGAUCUGCUCACUUGACACAUGCAGCUAACAAUCCAGACACCAACCGAAGGUGGCUGGCCCACAUUGCUAGACAUCAAGGUGCAAGGUGCAGAGUUGUCAGGACACCAAUGUGGGACUAAGUCAGAAUACAUUCAGGGUCAGUAGUGAAGGAACAGAUGCAGGAUCUUUCUGCUGAUGCUUUUCAACUUAAUAUGUAAGAAGGGAUAGCAUGUAAGUACAGCAUAUUUGUUGAAAAAGUAAUCAAGUAACCAAAAAAGGUACUUGUCCAAAAAGCCUCUUCAUCCAUCAUCCCAAAGCAGAAUAGUACAAAGAAACUCACCUCACCACUUCUACGACAUCAACACAUUGUGAAAUGCAGACUGUAAUAAAAAAGAAUUAAUGAAAAUAUUUAGGCUCUAUAAUCUCUAUUGACUGAUUUUCAUUCCAAAAGCAUCAAUUAAAAUAAAAAGAUUUAAGAAUCAAUAUAUUAACACUAAUAGCUGCCUCUUCCCUUUCCUCCUUCCUCCGUGCCUCAAAUUCUUUGAGCCCACCAGCCAUCCAUCAAAUUAUUUUGGCACAGCAGCUUUUAAAUGAGUGAAGAUUUCUUUGUACUGUAUAUUGAAAAUCUUUAGGAUUAUUAAAUUUCAAAUGCCAGUAAAACUGUUACUCUGCAUUUCAUCUAAUUGCACAAUGCUUGGGGAUAUUAGCCUACAUAAUCUAGGAAAUGGGUCAAGGUUGAACCUGUGUGUCUUGCAAUGUAGGCCAGUGAAGCCUUCCAUCAAGAACACAGCAGUGACUGAACAUCAUUUGAGAUGCCUUGAUCUGGUACAGGACAUGGUGUAAUAUCUACAUGCACAUGAUUCACAGCCUCUGCACUAGUGGCUGGGCAUGCCACUCAGAGAUCAAGGGUGAGUCACAACUACAGACUCAGUGUUGUCAUGUUGAUAGUUGAUUGUUUGAGUGACUUUUUUAAAUAAAUGAAGUGAACAGAA